GUGGCACUAGAGACCUAGUCUCUAGUCUCAGUGUCUAAGGUUCCUACCCUAGGCUCUAUCUGAAAGAGUAUCAUCAUCCAUAGGGGUCCUUCUCCAGACAUGCUUCCUGAGGCCGGUUCCCUGUGGCUACUGCGGCUGCUCCGGGAUAUCCAGCUGGCCCAGUUUUAUCGGCCCAUCCUUGAGGAGCUUAAUGUCACUCGGCCAGAGCAUUUUGACUUUGUAAAGCCUGAGGACCUGGAUGGCAUUGGCAUGGGCCGGCCUGCCCAGCGCAGACUGGCUGAAGCUCUGAAGAGACACCGUUUGGGAGUCAAGUCUAAGAACUGGGUUUACAAGAUUCUUGGGAGUUUUGCCCCUGAGCAGAAAGAGACCAUCCGACCCUCAGACAGCCUUCCAUGCCUCUCUGAGCCAGAAGGGAGACUCAAGUGUCUGAUCCCAGAGGAUGCUGUGUGCAGAAGGGAGCUGCUGGGCUCAGGCUGCUUUGGCGUGGUACAUCGAGGACUGUGGACACUGCCCAGUGGCCAGAGUAUCCCAGUGGCUGUCAAGUCCCUCCGGGUAGGUCCCGAAGGUCCCAUGGGCACAGAGCUGGGAGACUUCCUGCGAGAAGUAUCUGUCAUGAUGAAAUUGGAGCACCCACAUGUGCUGCGUUUGCAUGGCCUUGUACUGGGUCAGCCUCUGCAGAUGGUGAUGGAGCUGGCACCAUUGGGCUCCCUACACGCGCGCCUGACAGAGCCGGCCCCAACACCCCCGCUGCCAGUGGCCCUGCUGUGUCUUUUUCUGCGGCAGUUAGCUGGAGCCAUGGUGUACUUGGGGGCCCGUGGACUGGUACACCGGGACCUUGCUACACGCAACCUGCUGCUGGCCUCGCCACGCACUAUCAAGGUGGCAGACUUCGGGCUGGUGCGGCCGCUGGGCGGGGCCCGGGGCCGCUAUGUCAUGGGCGGGCCCCGCCCUAUCCCCUAUGCCUGGUGUGCCCCAGAGAGCCUGCGCCAGGGAGCCUUCUCGUCAGCCUCUGAUGUGUGGAUGUUUGGAGUGACCUUGUGGGAGAUGUUCUCUGGGGGUGAGGAACCUUGGGCUGGGGUUCCACCAUACCUCAUCCUGCAGCGACUGGAGAAGGACCGAGCUCGGCUUCCAAGGCCUCCCCUGUGCUCCAGGGCCCUCUACUCCCUCGCCUUACGCUGCUGGGCCCCUCACCCUGCGGACCGGCCUAGCUUUUCCUGCCUGGAAGGGUUGCUGCAAGAGGCCUGGCCUUCUGAAGGAUGCUGCGUGAGGAGUGUCACAGAGCCAGGAGCCCUGCGGAUGGAGCCCGGUGACCCCAUUACUAUCAUUGAGGGCAGCUUCUCUUCCCACAGCCCAGAUUCCACAACCUGGAAGGGACAGAAUGGACGCACCUUUAAAGUGGGCAGUUUCCCAGCCUCAGCAGUGACGCUGGCAGACUUGGGGGGCUCUCCAGCCACCCGCCCAGUCCACAGAGGCUCUCCAGCCCGAGGAGAGCAACACAGGGGAAGCAUAGAUGGGGACAGAGAGAAGGCAAAGCCUCGGGAUCUACCUCCAGCAUGGGGCCAGAGAAGGAAGGCACCCUUGCAGAGGAUGAAAGGUAUUUCCAAGAGUUUGGAGUCAGUUCUGUCCUUGGGCCCUCGCCCUACAGGGGGUGGUUCAAGCCCCCCUGAACUUCGACAUGCAAGAGCUGUGCCUCAAGGACCCCCAGGCCUGCCUCCACGCCUGCCUUUUACCUCCAACUCUUCUCAGCCCAGCCAGCCCCCUAGGGAACGACCUCCUUGGCCCAAAAGAGAACCCCCACACAAUCACCGCAUUGGAGUGCCUGGAGCCAGUAAAGCCACUGUCUCCUCUGGAGGCCUCUUGCUUGACCCUGAGUGGCAGAGGAAAAUUACAGAGAUGGAGCUGAACGUGCAUGGAGUCACUCACCAGGAGUGCCAAGCAGCACUAAAAGCCACUGGGGGAGAUGUUGUUUCUGCCAUCCGGAACCUCAAGGUAGACCAACUCUUCCACCUGAGUAGCCGGUCUAGAAUGGACUGUUGGCGCAUCCUGGAGCACUACCAGUGGGACCUCUCUGCUGCCAGUCGUUAUGUCCUGGCCCGGUCCUGAGCUCUACUGUCUUAGCCAUGGACACCAGCACAGAAUGCCUUGGCCCCUCAGGGCCUGCCAUGUAAGAUUAAGCAGAACCAGAAUAAGGUCUUGACAGGAGCAGACUUUCCCACCUUGGGAGAUCCCAUUUGCUAUAGGCAGAUACAGGAAAUGUCCAGGGGAGCACACAGUUGGUCACUGACAAAUGUUUCCUCCAUACCCUGCUCCUUGGCCUCUGAGGGCCUAAGCUCCCUUGGCUGGUUCAAGAAGGAUCAAGUCCACCACACUCCCAAAGAAGAGGAGGAUUUAGAAGGAAAAGAGCUGGAACAUGUCUUAUCCAAAGGAUGCCUCUCAUCACAACAGAAAGUGAUCAAGGCAUCACACUGGACCAUGGGAAUAGCCAUCCUGAAGUGUUAUUAGCUACCUCACUGGACUCUGUGGGGCCAAGAUAGUGGAAGCAGCCAUAUUGACUUGGGGCAUAUGGUUCAAACAGUCCUCCCCAUUAUCGGUAAUGAAAAUUGCCCUCCUGGACUUAAGGAUAUUUGAUCCUUGAAGAAUAGGAGAUAGUUCCCUUUGUUUUUUCCCACAUCAACUCUUUCUUCUACCCUCCCCCAUUACAUACAUCUUCAAAUGUUCAAAAAGUU
This is a messenger RNA of Marmota flaviventris (yellow-bellied marmot), 2726 nucleotides long. The record is from RefSeq and is a predicted model, not a curated record. NCBI's taxonomy places the organism in Eukaryota, Metazoa, Chordata, Mammalia, Rodentia, Sciuridae.